Messenger RNA from Cuscuta epithymum, 1324 nucleotides. Lineage: Eukaryota; Viridiplantae; Streptophyta; Magnoliopsida; Solanales; Convolvulaceae. The record is from the annotation of a GenBank genome assembly.
GUUGGAGUGGUGAGUUGAAAAAACACUAUCUUAACCAAUAUUAAUUGGCAAAAAUAUAUCCUGCACGCAGCUUCCUCUCCAUCGAAAAGCUCCACUUCAAUAUAAUCAGGAAGGUAAAAAAAUGACAACUUCAAGAUUGAAAACAAAUAUUAUUUUCGCAGCCUUUAUAGUGCUGCAGAUGUUGGAUUGCUAUGCAGCAGCAACCACAAGUCGGACAUUACCCAGUGAUCACGACGAUGAGAUGUUGCAGAGGUAUGAAGAGUGGAUCAGUCAGUACGGGCGAGUGUAUUCAAAUGAGACCGAGAAGACACAACGGUUCAGCGUGUUCAGAGAGAAUGCAUUGUUCAUUGAUUCUUUUAAUCAGGCGGGUAACCAGUCUUUUACUUUGGCUAUCAAUGAGUUUGCAGAUUUAUCCAAUGAAGAAUUUCGAGCCACUAGACUCGGUUACGUUGAUGAGCCACCCUCUUCUGGGAUGGCAACACCUUUCAUAUACGAGAACAUCACUGCCCCUCCUCCUACCAUCGACUGGAUUAAGAAGGGAGCAGUUACUCCCAUCAAGAACCAAGAGGAAUGCGGGUGUUGUUGGGCAUUCUCCGCCGUGGCGGCGACGGAGGGACUCAACAAGAUUACCACCGGAAAAUUGGUAUCAUUGUCGGAGCAGCAGCUGGUGGACUGUGACCGUAUAAGUCACGGGUGCAACGGCGGAUGGAUGCAAGCCGGGUUCAAGUACAUUACCCAAAACAAAGGCAUAACCACAGAAGAAAACUACCCGUACGUCAAGGUGCAAGGACCCUGUCAGCAGAAGAAGGCCUCUGCCGUGGCCGCCAAGCUCGGCGGCUUCGUCAACGUUCCCAAGAACAGCGAGGCGGAUCUCAUGAAGGCGGUGUCGCGGCAGCCGGUGUCCGUGUCCAUCGACGCUGCCGGAAAGCCGUUGCAGUUCUAUGGUAAGGGGGUUUUCACCGCCGCCUGCACGACCGUGAUCAACCACGGCGUCACGGCGGUCGGGUACGGGACGGACCCCGCGGGCGGGAAGAAGUUUUGGCUGAUCAAGAACUCGUGGGGACCGAAUUGGGGUGAGCAGGGGUACUUAAGGUUGCUCAAGGAUGCUGGUCCUCCGGAAGGACACUGUGGGGUUGCCACCCAAGCUUCUUUCCCUCUCCCUCCUAAAUAAUACACGUGGGUAUCCAGAUUACAAUCACAGCUUAUUUGGUUUUAUAAUCACAUGUAUUAUUAUUUGAGGAUAAUGAUCUCUUUAUUAUAUUGACAACUUUUCAUGUCCAGCCGGCCUGACGGGAACCGCCGUCCGGCCGAGGGCAUUUCGGGC